AUGUUGAUGGAUAUUGACGAUUUUCGCGAAACCAAGCUUCUGACUUUCAACAAUCGACUGCAGGAGUACGCUUAUUGGGCGAAGCCUUUAAGCCAAGCCGUCAUCGUGUUCGUGGCAGAUGUCGCUGCUUUGGCUUCACAGGCCUCUCAUAUUAUUCUUAGCAGGGAUUGGAUUGUCGUCAUUUCUGCUGGUGACAGAGCUCUACUUUCUAUACAGUAUAAAACAAUUUCUGAUCAAUCCUGUGCUGCAGGUUACAAUUCAGUGAUGAGAGCCAUUGAUCUGGGCUCAAACAUCCUCGCUCCGAGCAGUGUUGGCUUUGUGAUGAGCUUGAUGUCCGCGAAGUCCGCUGCUGUCUUUCUCAGCGCCUGGAAUAUCGUUUCCAUGGCAAUCGAAUACAUGCUGCUCACAAACAUUUACAAGAGCUUCCCUGAUUUGGCCGUGAAAUCUUUGACAACGGAUAAUCAAGAAUCUUUCUUUUCGCCGGAUGGAAGUGUGGAAGACCAAGCAAAAAUUGAAAAGCGUGGAUCUUCGGAAUGGUUAAAUACUUGGCUCAGUUACUUCAAUCACGAAGUUUUCGCCGCCGCAUUUGGAUUGUCGCUCUUGUACAUGACCGUGCUAGGAUUUGAUCAUGUAACCACAGGUACGAUUUUGGACAAUGAUUCAGUAAGCAGUGAACGCGUUGUGUCGCAUCGAAACCAGAAUAUCAGAAGCUUGAGUAUAAUUUGCGUGGUGGUACUCGUCCCCUACGCGUAUUCUCAAGGAGUUGAACCGUGGGAGCUUGGGAUGUUCUCUAGUGCAGGAGCACUGGUUGGGAUGGCCGGAGCGCUGAGUUUCCCUUUCCUGACGGCCAAACUUGGGUUACACCGAACUGGGAUUCUAGGUUUCACUUCGGAGGCUCUCAUGCUUUCCGCAUGUUUGUUGUCCAUCUUCCUGCGUGGAUCCCCUUUCAAGCUGUACGUUUGUCACCUGCUGUCGUCUUGGGGAGACAGAAUGUGGACAUUUGCCGUCGGGCUGUACAUGAUGAAGUUGUACCCGGAUUCUUUGAAACUGACAGCCAUUUACGGCAUAACUGUGUCCGCAUCCAUCAUAAUUUUUGGGAGCUUUAUCGGGGCUUGGAUCGACAGAACCUUCCGGAUCCGUGCUGCCCGAGUAGCCUUGCUGACACAAAACACCAACGUUGCCGUCUGCGCGCUGUUCUUGUUGAUAGUACUGACUUUCAACAAUCGACUGCAGGAGUACGCUUAUUGGGCGAAGCCUUUAAGCCAAGCCGUCAUCGUGUUCGUGGCAGAUGUCGCUGCUUUGGCUUCACAGGCCUCUCAUAUUAUUCUUAGCAGGGAUUGGAUUGUCGUCAUUUCUGCUGGUGACAGAGCUCUACUUUCUAUACAGUAUAAAACAAUUUCUGAUCAAUCCCGUGCUGCAGGUUACAAUUCAGUGAUGAGAGCCAUUGAUCUGGGCUCAAAUAUUCUCGCUCCGAGCAGUGUUGGCUUUGUGAUGAGCUUGAUGUCCGCGAAGUCCGCCGCUGUCUUUCUCAGCGCCUGGAAUAUCGUUUCCAUGGCAAUCGAAUACAUGCUGCUGACAAACAUUUACAAGAGCUUCCCUGAUUUGGCCGUGAAAUCUUUGGCAACGGAUAAUCAAGAAUCUUUCUUUUCGCCGGAUGGAAGUGUGGAAGACCAAUCAAAAAUUGAAAAGCGUAGUGGAUCUUCGGAAUGGUUAAAUAGUUGGCUCAGUUACUUCAAUCACGAAGUUUUCUCCGCCGCAUUUGGAUUGUCGCUCUUGUACAUGACCGUGCUAGGAUUUGAUCAUGUAACCACAGGUACGAUUUUGGACAAUGAUUCAGUAAGCAGGCUCUGUUUUCGCACUUAUUCUUCUAGAGCUAGUAGUUCGAAUUUCCGGCUUUCUUUUCCAGCCUACGCGUAUUCUCAAGGAGUUGAACCGUGGGAGCUUGGGAUGUUCUCUAGUGCAGGAGCACUGGUUGGGAUGGCCGGAGCGCUGAGUUUCCCUUUCCUGACGGCCAAACUUGGGUUACACCGAACUGGGAUUCUAGGUUUCACUUCGGAGGCUCUCAUGCUUUCCGCAUGUUUGUUGUCCAUCUUCCUGCGUGGAUCCCCUUUCAAGGUACGCUACUUUUCUUUCGAUAUUCAGGGGAUUUCUCGAAAGUGGUACUGUUCCCCUGCUGUAAAUCAUCAUGGAGGCAUAAAUGAAGUCUGUCUAUCUAUUGUUAACAGCUAG
Molecule: messenger RNA, 2229 nt
Organism: Notodromas monacha
Lineage: Eukaryota; Metazoa; Arthropoda; Ostracoda; Podocopida; Cyprididae
Source: the annotation of a GenBank genome assembly